AUGUUUUGGAUCCAGAGAGAUUAGUACUAUGCCCAUACAACAAACAUCAUCGAAUCAGAGCCUGUCGAUUUCCCUAUCACCUUGUGAAGUGUAGGAAGAGCUACCCUGAACUUGCAAAGGAAUUGGCCACAUGCCCCUUCAACGCUCGCCAUCUAGUUCCUCAAGCCGACCUCAGCGAUCACAUAAUGAAGUGCAAUGACAAAGGGUUCAUGGAGCAAGACAUGGUGAGUCAGUCCUCUGGCUUCCAGAGAGAGCAGAUGAAUGCUGUGAGCACGUGGCAGGCACCUCCAUGUGAAGAAGACUGGGAAACAGAGACGUUGGAGCAGUCGGAUUCUCCUUUUAUUUGGGGCAUGCCCAACUCUGGCAUGAAGAGUACUACCUCUGAACAAAAGAAUUGCUUGCCUUCAAGAGUACGUGCCCCUGAGUCCUUCCCGUACGUCGUAUCGUGGAAAGGCU
Tauraco erythrolophus (red-crested turaco) is the source of this 456-nucleotide messenger RNA. NCBI's taxonomy places the organism in Eukaryota, Metazoa, Chordata, Aves, Musophagiformes, Musophagidae. The record is from RefSeq and is a predicted model, not a curated record.